Messenger RNA from Ctenopharyngodon idella (grass carp), 2508 nucleotides. It is a transcript of the gene mfng, whose product is annotated as MFNG O-fucosylpeptide 3-beta-N-acetylglucosaminyltransferase. Gene Ontology annotation, biological process: regulation of Notch signaling pathway; pattern specification process. Lineage: Eukaryota; Metazoa; Chordata; Actinopteri; Cypriniformes; Xenocyprididae. The transcript is spliced from 8 exons. Gene Ontology annotation, cellular component: Golgi membrane. Bases 256 to 1335 code for a protein of 359 amino acids. Gene Ontology annotation, molecular function: O-fucosylpeptide 3-beta-N-acetylglucosaminyltransferase activity. The record is from RefSeq and is a predicted model, not a curated record.
UCCGCUUUAACAGAGCGCAUGGGGCAUCAGGCAGGAUCCGCGCGCAAUUACCAAAUGAAAACUUUUACGGAAUAACAAUGAAUUUAAAAUACAUAUUCCAACCCACACAGGGACUCUCUGUUUGUUGCAUUUCAUUAUUAUUUUUAAAAAUCAGACCUUUUUGGUGCGUCAUACACUGUGAAUGCGCCCAAAUGCCGCCGAUUAUAUCUGAAGUACUUUAAUAUGUGGCCAAAAGUGGAUCGAGGAUUUUAGAAGAUGAUCUUAAGGAGGCUGUUUCAUGCACUGCCUGUCUUCGCUUUGACCCUGUUCAUUCUGGUUUUGCUGGAUUUGCAGCUGCGCACCCGGAGUGACCAAAAACCCACUGCGCCUCUUGCACGCGAAAGAACACAAUCUAUAUCAAGGACCGUGGCUGUAAACCAACACAGAGAUGUUGUUAAUGAAAAACAGAAGCUGAAACGUCAGAAAUGGAGGGAGGUGAAACCACAACCAUCUUUAGAACUCACCGACAUCUUCAUUGCAGUGAAAACCACCGGCCGGUUCCACAAGACCCGCCUUGCUCUUCUUCUGGAGACCUGGAUCUCCAGGACUAAAGACCAUACGUACAUCUUCACAGACAGUCCAGAUGAAGACAUUUCCUCUGAAGGAUUUAACAUUGUUGUCACUAAAUGUUCGCCGGAGCACAGUCAUCAAGCUUUAUCCUGUAAAAUGGCUGCUGAGUACCACCACUUCAUGACCUCUGACAAAAAGUGGUUUUGUCAUGUUGAUGAUGAUAAUUACCUGAACCCUGGAGCCCUUCUUUCUCUCCUGACGGCCUUCCCAGCAGACAGCGAUAUCUAUGUGGGCAAGCCAAGCCUGGAUCGACCAAUGAGAGCCCAGGAGUUGCUGGAAGGGAAUAAGACGAGGGACGUUCGUUUCUGGUUUGCUACAGGAGGGGCUGGUUUCUGUCUGAGCAGGAAGCUUGCAGAGAAGAUGGCACCCUGGGCAAGUGGUCCCAGGUUCGAGCAGACCUCUGCAGUAAUCAUGUUACCUGAUGACUGUACGGUGGGCUUCAUAGUUGAGAGGAGACUGGGCAUCUCAAUGGUCCACAGCAAAAUGUUUCAUUCUCAUCUGGAAAACCUACUUCUUCUUGCCCCCAGUGAUAUCCCCAAACAAGUGACUCUAAGCUAUGGAUGGUUUGAGAAUAAAAUGAAUAGUGUUGAACUAAAAGGAGUUUUUACCAGAGACGAAGAUCCGUCCAGGUUCAGGACAGUCCACUGUCUUCUGUACCCUACAACAAGUUGGUGCCCUGUAGCCCUCAAAAACGCCUUGUCAUGGAAUCAACGUGUUCUCCAAUGAUACAAUAAUCAUGUAUAAAGUGAGAAUUUCAAUGCAUGAAGUUUCCUUACAAGACACUUGUGUUUUAUAAGGGUAGAGUAGCCAACAAAAGCCGAAAGUGCUGCAUGGUGUUCAUAUGAGGAAACUGAAAAACCUCAAUGUUUAACUGAGCCAUUAUUGUUAUUGAAAUUGUAAAUUGGAAGUGUAACUUUUGUCUACAUGUUGCACAUUUUGGUUAUGAAUUUGUUUGUUUUUAAAAUUGAAACCAAUAUAUAUAUAUAUAUAUAUAUAUAUAUAUAUAAUGGUUAUAAAUAUGGUGGGGGGAGGGGGAGAAAAAGAAAAAUGCAUCCAUCCAUAAUCAAAGUAAUCCAUACGGCUCCAGAGGGUUAAUAAAGGCCUUCUGAAGUGAAGGGAUGCAUUUUUGUAAGAAAAAUAUCCAUAUUUAAAAUUUUAUAAAUUUAAAUAACUAGCUUCUGGCGGACGACCAUACGCAUACUGCGCAAGUCGAUAUUUGGGAGGAAGAGCAACCUCUGACCUGACGCAAUGACGAACGCGGAGGCGCAGAGGAGAGAGCAAAACAAAACACCGGUCACGAAUUAGAAGUCUAAAAUGAGAAAUUUUAAAAAGAAAUGUUGGAGGAUUUCAAUAUAAGAGAAGAGGAGCUUGAGUUUGUUGAACAGCCGUUGUUGUUUGAACCGCAAGAGACGUCUAAGCUUACGCUACUCCUACAUCCUGCGUCAUACAUCGCCUGAGGGUUUACUCUUGUGGCACAAGUCGACUUUAUAAAUUUUUAAAAGGUCAACAGAGGUGUCCUGCCUGGCCCUACACAUGAGAUUUCUCUGGAUUCCCUGAAUCUUUCCACAAUAUUUUGCAUGUUAAAUGGUGAAAGACCUAAAUACUGUGAUUUUUGAUUUGUCUUGACAAUAACAUUUUGUCCCAACUUUUCUGGGACUGGGGUUGUGUGUGUGUGUGUGUGUGUGUGUGUGUGUGUGUGUAUAUAUAUAUAUAUAUAUAUAUAGUUGUAUUCUUAUAUUUGCACUGUACAUGUUUUGAUUACUGUAAUCUAUUUGUACUGUAUGAUUUACAUGAUGCACUUAAGAUAAGUGGACAUCCACUAAAAUGUUUUGAAAUACAUUUUCAUACAGUGUUUGUUAAAUAAAUAUUAUUUUCCUUUAUAAAGAUUAUAAAUUAUUA